Messenger RNA from Penicillium pulvis, 318 nucleotides. RefSeq lists its product as uncharacterized. The coding region runs from base 1 to 318 and encodes 105 amino acids. The record is from RefSeq and is a predicted model, not a curated record. The transcript is spliced from 2 exons. NCBI's taxonomy places the organism in Eukaryota, Fungi, Ascomycota, Eurotiomycetes, Eurotiales, Aspergillaceae.
AUGCUCGAGAUCCUUCCUUCUUCUGCUUUAGAUGAUGGAUCCUUAUCUGAUAUAACACCAACUUCUCAUGGAGAGCAGGGCGUCACUGCGCAGAAUUUCUUCAACGGCUACGCAACCCACCAGUACGCUAUAUCACGGGUGAUGUUGGCAUCGGGAGAAAGAAAGGGCACGACCAGCGCUUCAGAUUUGAGUGGUUUGGGUGCUACUUUGACUUUGAUAAAAGAGGCCCUGAUGCGGAAGGACGAAUAUGGUAUUCUGCAGUGGCAGGUUAUUCUAGGCAGGCCACAGACCUCACCACAGGCGACUUUACAAAUAUAA